Pseudopipra pipra is the source of this 3225-nucleotide messenger RNA. Its product is annotated as E3 ubiquitin-protein ligase NEDD4-like. Lineage: Eukaryota; Metazoa; Chordata; Aves; Passeriformes; Pipridae. The coding region runs from base 94 to 3018 and encodes 974 amino acids. Gene Ontology annotation, cellular component: cytoplasm. The transcript has 31 exons. Gene Ontology annotation, molecular function: protein binding; ubiquitin protein ligase activity; sodium channel inhibitor activity. Gene Ontology annotation, biological process: ubiquitin-dependent protein catabolic process; regulation of dendrite morphogenesis; protein polyubiquitination. The record is from RefSeq and is a predicted model, not a curated record.
UCCGCCGCCCGCGGGCCCGCGGCAGCAGCAGCAGGAGGAGGAGGAGGAGGAGGAGGAAGAGGAGGCGGCCUCGGCGGGUCGAGGAGCGGCUCCAUGGCGACCGCGGCGGCGGAGCCGGUGUACGGGCUCUCGGAGGACGAGGAGGAGUCUCGCAUCCUCAGGGUGAAGGUGGUGUCGGGCAUCGACCUGGCCAAAAAAGACAUCUUUGGAGCCAGCGACCCCUACGUGAAGCUCUCCCUGUAUGUGGCAGAUGAGAACAGAGAACUUGCUCUGGUGCAGACAAAAACCAUCAAAAAGACCCUGAACCCCAAAUGGAACGAAGAAUUUUAUUUUAGGGUCAACCCCACCAACCACCGGCUCCUCUUCGAGGUGUUCGAUGAGAACAGGCUGACCAGAGACGACUUCCUGGGCCAGGUGGAUGUGCCUCUCAGCCACCUCCCGACCGAAGACCCGACCAUGGAGCGACCCUACACGUUUAAGGAUUUCCUCCUCAGGCCCAGAAGCCACAAGUCGCGCGUGAAGGGUUUCCUGCGGCUGAAGAUGGCCUACAUGCCCAAAAACGGGGGCCAGGAGGAGGAGAACGGCGACCAGAGGGACGACUCCGAGCACGGCUGGGACGUGGUGGAUCCCGGCGACCCCGCGGCCCAGCGGCAGGAGGAGCUGCCGCCCCCGCCGCUGCCCCCGGGCUGGGAGGAGAAGGUGGACAACCUGGGCAGGACCUACUACGUCAACCACAACAACAGGAGCACCCAGUGGCACCGGCCCAGCCUCAUCGACGUGGGCUCGGACUCCGAGAACAACAUCCGGCAGAUCAACCAGGAGGCCGCUCACCGGCGGUUCCGCUCGCGGCGCCACAUCAGCGAGGACCUGGAGCCGGAGCCGGCGGAGAGCGGGGACGUCCCUGAGCCCUGGGAAACCAUCUCCGAGGAGGCGAGUGCCGGCGGGGAUUCCUUGAGCCUGGCGCUGCCGCCCCCUCCCGCGUCGCCGGUGUCGCGGAGCAGCCCCCAGGAGCUGUCGGAGGAGCUGAGCAGGAGGCUCCAGGUCGACGCCAACGGGGAGCAACUCGGCUCUUUGGUUCAAAGAGAACCCUCCUCCAGGCUGAGGUCGUGCAGCGUCACGGACGCGGUGGCCGAGCAGUCUCAGUUAGCCCUGCAGCCCUCCGUGGCCUACGUGCACACCACCCCCGGGCUGCCCUCGGGCUGGGAGGAGCGCAAGGACGCCAAGGGCAGGACCUACUACGUCAACCACAACAACCGCACCACGACGUGGACGCGGCCCAUCGUGCAGCUCGCCGAGGACGGGCUGGUGGCCCCGGGCAGCAGCAGCAGCAGCAACCACCUGAGCGAGCCGCAGAUCCGGCGGCCCCGCAGCCUCAGCUCCCCCACCGUCACCCUGUCGGCCCCGCUGGAGGGCAUGAAGGACUCGCCGGUGCGCCGGGCGGUGAAGGACACCCUGUCCAACCCCCAGAGCCCGCAGCCGUCCCCCUACAACUCCCCCAAGCCCCAGCACAAGGGGGCCCAGAGCUUCCUGCCCCCGGGCUGGGAGAUGCGCAUCGCGCCCAACGGCCGCCCCUUCUUCAUCGACCACAACACCAAGACCACCACCUGGGAGGACCCGCGGCUGAAGUUCCCGGUGCACCUGAGAUCCAAAGCGUCCCUGAACCCCAACGACCUGGGCCCUCUGCCUCCCGGCUGGGAGGAACGAAUCCACCUGGACGGGAGGACCUUCUACAUCGACCACAGAAGCCAGGUGUUGGUUUGUGGAGACAUUGAGCCCAGAGACUUAGUGCCCUCCUACGAUAAUAAAAUCACCCAGUGGGAGGACCCCAGGCUGCAGAACCCGGCCAUCACUGGCCCAGCCGUCCCCUACUCCCGGGAGUUCAAGCAGAAAUACGACUAUUUCCGGAAGAAGCUGAAGAAACCCGCCGACAUCCCCAACAGGUUUGAGAUGAAGCUGCACCGCAACAACAUUUUUGAGGAGUCCUACCGGCGGAUCAUGUCGGUGAAGAGACCCGACGUCCUCAAAGCCCGGCUCUGGAUCGAGUUCGAGUCAGAAAAAGGACUUGACUACGGGGGUGUGGCCAGAGAGUGGUUUUUUCUCUUGUCCAAGGAGAUGUUUAACCCUUACUACGGCCUCUUUGAGUACUCAGCCACGGACAACUACACACUUCAGAUUAAUCCUAAUUCAGGUCUCUGUAACGAAGACCACCUGUCCUACUUCACCUUCAUCGGCCGCGUGGCCGGGCUGGCCGUGUACCACGGGAAGCUGCUGGACGGCUUCUUCAUCAGACCUUUCUACAAGAUGAUGCUGGGCAAGCCCAUCACUCUGAAGGACAUGGAAUCAGUGGACAGCGAAUAUUACAACUCCCUGAAGUGGAUCCUGGAGAACGACCCCACCGAGCUGGAUCUCAUGUUCUGCAUCGAUGAGGAGAACUUUGGGCAGACAUACCAAGUGGACCUGAAGCCCAACGGCUCCGAAAUCAUGGUGACCAACGAGAACAAGAGGGAGUACAUCGACCUGGUCAUCCAGUGGAGGUUUGUCAACAGGGUGCAGAAGCAAAUGAAUGCCUUCCUGGAGGGGUUCACAGAGCUGCUUCCCAUCGACCUGAUUAAGAUUUUUGAUGAGAAUGAGCUGGAGCUCCUGAUGUGCGGCCUCGGCGACGUCGACGUCAACGACUGGCGCCAGCACACCAUCUACAAGAACGGCUACUGCCCCAACCACCCCGUCAUCCAGUGGUUCUGGAAGGCCGUGCUGCUGAUGGACGCCGAGAAGCGGAUCCGGCUGCUGCAGUUCGUCACCGGGACGUCUCGAGUGCCUAUGAACGGAUUUGCUGAACUUUACGGUUCAAAUGGUCCUCAGCUGUUUACAAUAGAGCAGUGGGGGAGUCCCGACAAGCUGCCCCGAGCUCACACCUGCUUUAACCGCCUGGACUUGCCUCUCUACGACUCGUUCGAGGACCUGCGGGAGAAGCUCCUCAUGGCCGUGGAGAACGCCCAGGGCUUCGAAGGGGUGGAUUAGCCCCGGGCCCUGGGGCCCUUCCAAGCACAUUCUGUUUUUCCCUGGGGGGAAAACCACCCCCGGGACUGUUUGGGGAGCGGCACCCGAGCCCCCCGGGUUGGGGACUGUGCCGACGGAUGACAUUUCAGCAGGACUUCACUCUAUUUAUGUCGUGCCUCUGCAAGGCAAAAGCCCUCAAUAAAUAUUUUACAUCCUUUCUAAUGGCAA